UACGUAUUUACAUUUUCUCCAUUACAAUAAAUCUAUAUUGGAUCAAUAAAUGAUGCUUCUAAUUUAUAAUUCCUGGAGUAAAAACAAAUCAAGCAUAUUAUUAAUUGUAAGGUUAAUUAAAUUAAAUAGUUUUGGUACCUCUGAAUGCCCAAAUGUGUAUGAAUUCAAAUAAAAGUUUAAUUACUUGAAAUUAAACAUUUAAGAAUAAGGUGAGAUCAUUUCUAAUCAAGUUUUGUAAUGGUUCUAACAUAACAUAGAGGGAAAUGUUUUAAUUCACAGUUAAUUUGGAAUUAAUAGAGCACCAGCAUUAAUUGCAUCUAUAGUUUAAUAGAUCACUUAAUUUAAUUUAAAUGAAAUAUUAUAAACAAUAUCUUUCAAGAAGCCUGAUAUUAAAGUUUCAAGUAAAAUCUAAGAACAAAAAGAACUUAUUCAAUUAGAUUAAUAUUUUUAAUAAAUCUCAGCUUAACUAAAACCUUAAAUUAAAUCCUAAAAGAAUUGUGCUUUUAAAUGUGUUAAGUGUAGAACUGAUGUUUUUGUAUCAACCGUUUUGGUUCAUGGAAUAAGUAAUUUUUAUUUCUUAUAUCUUAGAGCCUGAAUGUAAUCAUUAUUUCGUUGAAAGACCUCUUUUCAUUGAAGAAUAUGAAUAAGAUGGAAAAAUAUCUUGCUAAAAAUGUAAUUAAAGAGUUGGUGAUUUUAAAUAUAUUGGAUCUAAAUGUAAUUGUGGAGAAUACAUAUGUCCUGCUUAUAUGUAUAAUAAAUCUAAAGUUGAUAAAAAAAUUAUAUGA
Paramecium sonneborni is the source of this 785-nucleotide messenger RNA. The record is from the annotation of a GenBank genome assembly. NCBI's taxonomy places the organism in Eukaryota, Ciliophora, Oligohymenophorea, Peniculida, Parameciidae.